AUGGCUUGGCUGGCCAUGGCCUGGGCUGGCUGCCUGCCGCCUGGGCAUGGCUGGCCGCUGCCUGGAAAGAAAUUAGUUUUCGUAACAAACAACUCUAGAAAGUCAAGAAGGCAAUACUCAAAGAAAUUCAGAUCACUUGGACUUGAAGUUACUGAGGAAGAGAAUUUUACAUCAUCGUUUGCGGCUGCCAUGUACUUGAAGUUAAAUAAUUUUUCUCCAGAAAAGAAGGUUUAUGUUGUUGGUGAAGAUGGAAUCUUGGAAGAGCUCAAGUUAGCUGGUUUUGAAUGUUUUGGUGGUCCGGAGGAUGGCAAGAAAAACAUAAAGUUGGAGGCGGAUUUCUACUUUGAACAUGACAAAUGUGUUGGAGCUGUCAUUGUUGGACUUGAUCAGUACUUCAAUUAUUACAAAAUGCAGUAUGCAAGAAUAUGUAUUAGUGAGAAUCCAGGCUGCCUUUUCAUUGCGACCAACCGUGAUCCAACUGGGCAUAUGACAUCUGCCCAAGAAUGGCCAGGAGCUGGAACUAUGGUUGCUGCAGUAAGCAGCUCAGUACAGAAAGAACCCAUUGUUGUUGGAAAACCUUCAGGCUUUUUGAUGGACUUCCUCUUGAAAAGCUUCAAUCUGGAAACGUCAAGGAUGUGCAUGGUUGGUGAUAGACUGGACACAGACAUAUUAUUUGGCCAGAACACUGGUUGCAAGACCCUCCUUGUUUUGUCUGUGCAGAGCUCUGUUCAGACUAUGUUACCUCAAUCUCAAGUCAAGACAAGUGGACCAAAGCACACGUGUGGUUCUUUCAAUAAGUGUGGUGAGUCCGUGAAAGCAAACAGAUGGGUUUGUGAUAGAGCUGUGGACUUAUUGCGGGAUGACCCUCAAAUGGAUCCAAAGGGAUUGCAAGAUGAGUUAAAAAAGUACUCAGUGGAUGUUCCAUAUCAUAGAGUUUUUAGAGGAAAGAUGAGAGCACUUGAUAUCAUAUAUGGGAAGUGGGAAGAUUGCUCCAAUCCUGUUGCACCAACUAGAAGACGCAAAAGACUUGCUUGGACAAAAGAAGAAGAAGCUGUUUUGAGGGAAGCGAUGGCAAAAUUCGCUCCACAGAAUGAUGCACCAAAUCCAUGGAUUCAGAUACUAGAAUAUGGUCAUCAUGUGUUUCACAAGACGCGCCUGCCAUGUGAUUUGAGGGUCAAGUGGAGGAACCUGAUGAUGAAGGAGCCGGCAGGCUAUUGA
Molecule: messenger RNA, 1218 nt
Organism: Miscanthus lutarioriparius
Lineage: Eukaryota; Viridiplantae; Streptophyta; Magnoliopsida; Poales; Poaceae
Source: the annotation of a GenBank genome assembly